AUGGAACAUUCACAUGCUUACAUUAAAGCUCUAGUUCAAGAUGUCAAAGAAAACAUUUUCCUAGACGUGGACCAUUAUACCCUUAUUGCCACGUCUGCUUAUGACACUGCAUGGCUAGCCAUGGUUCCUGACAAUUCUGACCCAUCGCAGCCCAUGUUCGAGAGUUGCUUGAACUGGGUGCUCACCAACCAGAACCAAGAUGGGUUUUGGGGAGAGUGUGAUGGCCAUGGCGAGCCCACUAUAGAGUGCCUUACUGCUACUGUUGCCUGCAUGGUUGCUCUCAAGAAAUGGAACGUUGGCCAGAAAAUGAUUGGCAGAGGUAUGGCUUUUAUUCGAGCUAAUGCAGAAAAUCUUGUGGAAGAAAUUUACGAUUCGUGUCCUCGUUGGUUUGCCAUUAUAUUUCCCGCAAUGCUGGACUUAGCACAUGCAAAUGGCCUAGACAUUCUCAUACACGAUUUCAUGUAUGCACGUCGUAUCAAUAUGUACAGGGAGGAAGUUGUGGAGAAGCACCAAUAUUACCCUCCAUUGCUAUCUUAUCUGGAAACCUCACCAAUUUGUAAUAUUGACAAAGAGGCUGUUGCCAAGAAUUUGUGCCAAGAUGGUUCACUAUUUCAAUCUCCAUCUGCUACAGCACAAGCUUUUAUGGCUACUGGAAAUAAACAAUGUUUGGCUUACAUGCAAUCUCUAGUCCAAGAAUGCCCUAAUGGAGUGCCACCAACGUAUCCAAUUGAUGAACAGCUCAUAAAACUUAGCAUGGCAAACCAAAUACAAAAGCUAGGUUUGGGUGAGCAUUUCAAUCAAGAGAUUCAACAAGUAUUAAAACAAGUUUACAGGAAUUACAUGAAUCAAGAUUCACGACCAAAACCAAUUACUUCAGUGGCAUCAAAGUUGUAUAAAGAUUCUUUGGCAUUUCGGCUUCUCCGUAUGCAUGGAUAUAAUGUAUCACCUCGUACGAGUUACUGGAUAUUUUGCUGGUUUUUACACGAUGAGGGAAUUAAAGAUCAUAUUCAAAAGAAUUGUGAAUUUUUUUCAAGUGUAAUGCUUAAUGUUCACAAAGCAACCGAUCUUAUGUUUCCUGGGGAAUAUGAAGUUGAAGAGGCUAAAUUAUUUUCAAGAAACUUACUUGAAAAAAGCAUACCAAUGGAACCAAAGGUUCAAAUGAACUAUCCAUUCCUCGAUUUUCAUAAUCUGAUCAAGCAUGAGUUGAGGUUUCCAUGGCUGGCUCGAUUAGAUCACCUCGAACACAGAAUUUGGAUCGAAGAAAAAAAUAAUUCUGCUUUAUGGAUGGGAAAGGCCUCCUUCAUUAGGUUUUCAAUCCUUGACGACGACAAGCUAAUGAAACUUGCAGUAAAAAAUUACGAAUUUCGGCAAUCUAUUUACAUGAAUGAAUUGGAGAAAAUAAAAAGGUGGUCGAAAUUUUGGGGUCUGACCGAAAUGGGAUUUGGUAGAGAAAAAACAACAUAUUGUUACUUUGCAGUUGCUGCAAGUACUUCACUGCCUCAUGAUUCUGAUGUAAGAAUUAUGGUUGCGAAGAGUGCUGUAAUUAUCACUGUUGCUGAUGAUUUUUAUGAUUCGGAAGGUUCUUUAGAUCAAUUGGAAAAAUUGACGGAUGCAAUUCAAAGAUGGGAUGGUAAAGGAUUGAGCGGCUAUGGUAGGACGAUUUUUAAUGUUCUUGAUGAUCUUGUAAGAGAAAUGUCAGCAAAAUACCUCAAAGAACAAAGAACCGAUGAUAUAACAAAUAGUUUUCAAUUUAUAUGGUACGAAACGUUCAAUGCAUGGUUUACCGAAGCUAAGUGGAACAAAAGUGGAUUUAUACCAUCAACACAAGAAUAUUUAGAAACUGGCAUGAUAUCUAUUGCUACACAUACUCUCGUUCUUCCAUGUUCUUGUUUCUUGGAGAAAAAAUUGCCAAAAAUGAAGCUCAAUCCAACCCAAAAUGAAACUAUUACUAGAUUGCUCAUGAUUAUCCCUCGUUUAUUGAAUGACAUUCAGAGUUACGAGAAGGAAAUGAAAGAAGGGAAAAUAAACAUGGUCUUACUACACAUGAAAGAAAAUCCAGAAGCAAAAAUUGAAGAUUCAAUUGCAUAUGUGAAACAAAUAAUAAAUCAAAAAAAGAAAGAGUUCAUGGAGCAAACUCUAAAAGAUGACAUUAAUGGAUUACCAAAAGAAUUCAGACAUUUUCACUUAUCAUGCUUGAAAGUAUUUCAAAUGUUCUUCGACUCUAGCAACGGAUAUGACUCUACCACCACAAAAAUGCUUCAAGACAUUCAAAACGCAAUUUAUCUUCCUAUACAAGUCAAAAAGCCAAAGCCUCCAUUACACCUAAUUCCCGACGCACCAAAGAGAUUACGAACAGUUGCUACCUAUCGCCAUCUUGAUCAGCGGUUCAACCAUUACAAUGUUAAUUAUGCUUCAAAACGUAAUAUUUUGCCUCAUAAAAAACAUCAAUCCAUGGCUAUGUCUAUGCCAUUAAGCUUUAAACUAUGUUUCAUAUGAUUAAGGUCUUGAGC
Molecule: messenger RNA, 2510 nt
Organism: Mercurialis annua (annual mercury)
Lineage: Eukaryota; Viridiplantae; Streptophyta; Magnoliopsida; Malpighiales; Euphorbiaceae
Product: (E,E)-geranyllinalool synthase-like
Exons: 12
Coding region: 1-2496 (831 amino acids)
Biological process (GO): diterpenoid biosynthetic process
Molecular function (GO): terpene synthase activity; magnesium ion binding
Source: RefSeq, a predicted model, not a curated record